CCCAGACAUCAAUCUGAAAAAUGACGUCGCGAGUCGUCACCAUCUUUUGAGGAUAUUCGCAUUUUAUUUUUUUGGUUAGCAAAAGACGGUGGCGACGAAGCACUCCAUAAUACGCAUUUUGUUGGCGAUAUCGUUGUGUUGUUGUGUUUUCUUGGACAAUAAUAUACACAGAAAUGGGUGACGAAAUGGAUCCUUGCGAAUGCAUCUGGAACCACGAGUUGGCAAUGCGGCGACUGAUCUCUCUGCUUCGACAAGGGCAAUCCUACUGCACUGACACAGAAUGCCUCGACGAGAUGAGCGGCUUGCCGGCGCCUGAGUCGGCCGGCAACAGCUUCCUGGUGAUGUUCGCGAUGAUGGCGCUCGCCGUCGCCAUGUACAUGCUGCGCCCGAGGCGCCGCCAGUUGCCCGAAGCCAACAAGCCUCCGCGCAAUUCACAGGAUCACGACGGAGCUCCGCCGACGCCGCCAAGAAUUUAAUCGUAGACGGGACCCGGACAUCGACCUCUUUCAUAUAAAAUAUGAACCUAAAAGGUUUUCCACAUGAAAGUCCAAAUAUUUGCCAAUAAUUUUAUAUGAAACGGGCCCGAAAUACCCGACUACCAUACCGCGAUCAUAGUAAAGGGCUAAGAUCCGAGCGUUUUGACUGUGUAUUUUAUUUCCUCAUCGUCAACAUAUUGGCGUAACUUAGCGUUAGGGGAUUCAGACUUGUCUUGGUGUGGCUCUAUAUAAAGAGUAGGUAAACACCAAACAAUAGUAACUUGACCAAUAACGAAGCAGCACGUGAAAAACGCCGAAUAUUGACCUUAACUGAACCGCUAUGUAUAAAAUAUCUAUUCAUACAAGACCUUGAUAUGAAAGGUCGAUAAUAUUCCCUUUAAAAAUAAAUAGAUCUAACUUCCUUAGUUAAAUGUUUAACCGGCGGACUAAAUGUUUAAUACAUUCAACAGUUUCAUUCCAUUAUAGAUUGUAUUUAUUGACUUCAUGAUUUCCUGACAUUUUUAGUUUAAUGUAGCAAAAUAUCGAAUAUUGUAAUCUGUCUCUAUGUAAAAGAAUAAGCUCAUUAUUUGGGAUGAGUUCUAAUAAAUUUGGCAGUUGUUUUAGAUAUGAUAAGCUAAAACAUUAAAAAGUGUAGUCGCCUUAAUUUUUACGAGGAAAUUCAGGGAAUCUUGCCAAUUUCCGGUGCUUCAUUCUUCAUAAAACCAGCAGAAGUGUUGAAUGUCACGUAAGUCUGAAAUGACUUGCAAUUUGAAACUAAAGUAAUACAUGAAGGUGUAUUUUUACAUGCACUCAUCAUGUUUAAAAGGUCUCCUUGCAAUUUGUAUGUAUGAAAAAAUAGGUAGCUAAAUCGCUACGAAAAUCAGCACCUUUCUUAUUAUAAUGUUUUUCGCAAGAAAACACGAAGGGCGCUCAUUGGCGUGCUCGACGUUGUAUAUUUUAUUUAGGUCUGACUUUUAUGUAGAAUAUAAGACGAAAAAUACCUAUAUUAUAUGUUUAAAAAGUUUUAAGUAAUCAUCUGUAUUCAGAUAAUAUUUAAUCUAUUUUAUUUUAAAUUAUGCAAAUGUGUGUCGAAGUUUAGUCAAAGGUCCCACUUUGUCGCUUACCAUAAGGACCAGGUUUGCUUGUAUCUUUAUAAGUUUAUAUGAAUAACCUGUCAAAGCGUCCUUUCCUUAUGGCAAGCGACAGUGGGACUUUUUGCUUGGAAACGACACAUAUAAUGCUUAGUUAUAUUGGGUGGGUUUCGUGUCUUUAUCAGUUUAUCACUAUUGCUAAUAAUGUCAAGACACCAAUGGAGAUUUUUAUUGAUAUUAUGAAAAAAUAAAUAAAACAACU
This is a messenger RNA of Cydia strobilella, 1829 nucleotides long. Its product is annotated as small integral membrane protein 14. Lineage: Eukaryota; Metazoa; Arthropoda; Insecta; Lepidoptera; Tortricidae. Gene Ontology annotation, cellular component: endoplasmic reticulum. The record is from RefSeq and is a predicted model, not a curated record. The transcript has 4 exons. Bases 174 to 476 code for a protein of 100 amino acids.